AGGCUGGAAGGUUAACAUUUGGCUCUGAGAAAAAUCGUUCGGUUAGUCGUUUGAAAUUUGAUCACAACAGAUAUUUCUAACGAGGUCAAAAAUGAGCGCAAAGGAAUGAGCUAACUUUUACUCAGAUGGAUAACUGAAAGCAACAUUUUUACCCUUCGCGUCUUCAGAAUGAGAGGGAGCGAAAUAGAUUACUGACUGCACGGAAUUCAAGAAAAACACUGGUGCCAAUUCAGGGGCAUGAACAGUGACAAGAAAAGUCAUUUGGUUUUCAUGUUUCUUGUAGAAUAGUUGUUUGUUGCAGAAAAGUAACCGUUCUCUGUAACCGGCAAAACAAUUCAAGGCUGAACGAAGACAGCUUGAGCCUGAACCACAUUGAACCAUAUUGUGCGCGGUUCUCAAGAUUCUCAGCUACUGGACCUGGACGUGACGUCUGAGUGGCAUCAUGUCAGUGCCGCGGACUCUGGGGGAGCUGCAGCUGUACCGCGUGCUGCAGCGCGCCAACCUGCUUGCAUACUACGAUACCUUCAUCCAGCAGGGCGGCGAUGACGUGCAGCAGCUGUGUGAGGCCGGUGAGGAGGAGUUCCUGGAGAUCAUGGCGCUGGUGGGCAUGGCAACCAAGCCCCUGCAUGUGCGCCGGCUGCAGAAGGCCCUGCGCGACUGGGCGGCCAAUCCAGCACACUUCAACCAGCCGUUGGCGUCCAGCCUGGCUCAUGGUGGAGGGGGGAUCCCACUCUUCAAGAUUGACAGCGCAGGUGCUGGGAGCACGGGCAGCACUGGAGGCAGGAAGUCCAUCGGUAACGGGCAGCCCGGGUCGCCGUGUGAGCGGGAGGAGAGGGGCACAUGCCUCACACCUCUCAGAGACACAGGAAGUCCCAGAAGCCCCUGCUCCCAGGCCUCGCCCCUGCCCUCGGACACCCUCUACAGGGACAAACUCUCUCCCAUGGACCCCCACUGGCUCAACCCUGAGGCGGACGAAGAGCAGCUCAGCCCUCCGCUGCCUACUCUGACCCUUCACCCCAGACCCGCCGGGGGUCCUCCGACCCCGCCUGCCCCUUCCUCCUCCUCCUCUUCCUCCACCUCCUCCACCUCAUCCCCGUGGCCGGGCGGGGUGCUGGAUGCAGAGAUGGCACGGGCGGUGGGCGAGAGCGUGGACAGGCUGCUCAGGACGCUGCCCCGUGCUGACCCUGGGGAGGUGAAGACCUUGCUGAGGCUCAACAAGAAGAUGGCGAAGACCGUGGGCCACAUCUUCAACCCCGACCUGUCAGAGCAGAGCAAAGAGGAGGAGAUACGCAAGUACAGCCUCAUCUAUGGCCGGUUUGACUCCAAGAGGAGAGAGGGCAAACAGCUCACACACCACGAGCCACAUUUCCUGAUGUUUCCCUCCACUCUUGUCCAGAUGAUUAUCAAUGAGGCUGCUGCCCAGUUCUGUAUCCGCGACAACGCGCUGUUGCUACGACGCGUGGAGCUCUUCUCAUUGGCCAGACAGGUGGCGAGGGAAUGUGCCUACACUACUUCACUCAAACACUCCAGGACUAACUCGGACGACGGAGCCGUUCCGCUGCUCAAGAGAAACCGACAGGAGAUGGAGUCAGACGUUUCCCUCAGGGGCAUGGAGGGGCCAGAGGUCACAUCCCAUGGUGCCCUGCGGUCAGCAACGGACGAGGACAGCCUAUCCAGUGAGAGUUUGGACAGUCUGACACAAGAUGUCGGCCGUCAGUCCCACCCCUCCUCAUCCCCCCGCCCACCCAUCGACACCCCUUCACCCGCCACCUGGAGUCGCCAGCUCAUUCAGCAAACGCUCAUGGAUGAGGGCCUGCGAUUGGCUAGGAUGAUGUCACAUGACCACGUGGGCAAGGGCAGCCUAGGGUCAGAGAGGAAGCAGACCGCAGCAGAACUGGAGAGCAAGGCGGCAGAAAGGAAAGGCACUGCUGCCCCCUGCAGGAGUGGCAGCCCUGGCAGCAACCGAGAGGAAUUGGACCGCAAUGGCAAGUGAAGAGGAGUGAAGUGGAGGAGAGCGUCAUUCAGAGCGCCAUACAACCGUUCACAAUCACUUCAGCUCCAUGGUCACCUCACAGACUAUCUACCAUCAUUCCACUCAUCUCCCCCAUGGAAACAAGCUAAAGACAUACUGCCACUCCACUCAGGGUCCAAGGCUGCUGUUGCUUGUCAGGAGGGCAUCCCCACCCACCCAGUCCAGGCUUCUGUUCUCACCAAGGCCAACCGUUCCACCCGUUCUGCAGUGGUCAUGAAUUCUCUGUGAAUAGCAUGUGAUUCAGUCCCUCAAAACAUCUCAAAAUAUUAUAACACUAACCAGAAGGGUGCCAUCAUCAUUUGUGCGGCAGGGACGACAACGGCUGUAGUCCACCUUAAGUUUUUGACUUGCAAUCUAAAUAAGUGACCUGUUGAGAACAUGAUCUCUACUGGACAAAAUGAAUCAAAUACGGCACCAUCAAGAUGUCUUUUAACAGUUUUAACUACUCAAAUGCAAGCUGGUACUUUUCUAUCCGUGCCUAUACUGUUCUACGUACACCUAACUGGCCCCUCUUCUGUACUUCAGUGUUAAGUUGGACUGCACACACAUGCUUCUGUUUCAGUCUUUCAUCACCUUCCUCCAUUGAAAGCUUCAAACAGGUCUGUUCGUAAAGCUUUUGUUGCCUGGAGUUAAAUCAUUUCUGUUGUUGGACAUUCCUUACCUGCUAACUCUCUUCACACCGGGUUACCCCCGAAGACUUUUGAACAAUGUUUCUCAUUACAUCUGUAUUUUCAGUGAAAUAUGAAGACCGUUGGUGCUAUAAUUCCUCUCUUUUCUGGUCCUUAGUAAGUGAUGAUACUGAUGGGAUUUAGUCUGGUCAUGUUUGAGUGUGUGGCAUUAAUCUGUUUCCUUAAUAAACCGUAACCAACUGGAUUUGGGAAGGCAGCUGUAUUGAAAUUAUGUGUGAUAAAUAUAUAAUUCCAAAUGCUGAGAAAAGAACUGGGUCUUUCAAACACUAAUUUUUAGCAAUCAUAGCUCAUGAAUUGAGGUACUUGGGCACAUUUCAAACCAAGCCUAAACCUUUAACAGCAUGUCCUGCCUGUGUGUGGAUGAAAAGAAACUUAAGUUUAAGUGCAUAGAUUAUCACUUGACUAGAUUUGUGUGUAGUUAAGGAAUUGGUAUGCCAGAAUGAUGUAUGCUCCUCUACUCUGCCUUGCCAGCAUCUGUGCUUAUUUUGUGUUCAGUAAAACAGCAGAUUAUUUAUUUUGUUAAUCAUCAAUAAAUAUUUUAUUGUUUAA
Molecule: messenger RNA, 3270 nt
Organism: Alosa alosa (allis shad)
Lineage: Eukaryota; Metazoa; Chordata; Actinopteri; Clupeiformes; Clupeidae
Gene: nab2
Product: NGFI-A binding protein 2 (EGR1 binding protein 2)
Exons: 7
Coding region: 443-1993 (516 amino acids)
Biological process (GO): negative regulation of DNA-templated transcription
Cellular component (GO): nucleus
Molecular function (GO): transcription coregulator activity; transcription factor binding
Source: RefSeq, a predicted model, not a curated record